AUGAAACCUUCAAAAUAACAAUAAUAACUUCAAUAACCUUUAGCUUAAACCAAAUAAAACUAUAUUUCUAAAAACUAAUAAAAUGAAAAAAUGCCUAUCCAAAAAGAACAUAAAUCUGGCUUAGUUUAAUAUAAGCCAUAAAAUAUAUAAAAUACUUCCUUUAUAAGAAUAAUUGAGUAUGAUUAAAAUGAAAACAAGUAAAUUUGUAUUAUAUAAAUAAGAGAGAAUUAGUAUUAAAAACUCUUAAGAAGAAUGGACUUGUAAAAGUAAGUUGAUGAAAAUUAAACUUAGGAGAAAUCUUAAAAAUUAAAAAAAAAACAGCCUCUAGAAGUCGAAUAAAAUUUAAAGUAGAGAUCGUAUUCUGCUUUACCAGUUUUAAAAAGAUGGAGUCCAACUGAAAAGAUAAAUUAAACACAUAGCAAUCAAUUUUGGAAACAAUACAAUUAAUAAGAUGAAUUCAAUUCUUCUAUUCAGAACUUAGAUAAAAAAUAAUUAUAUUUUGCUUACUUUUGGAUUGAUAAAGACUUCAAUUCAUUUAUGCCUACAUUUUGCGCUUUAAAUUAAGUAUAAUCUUUAAUUUAUUAUUUAGUAAAAUGUUGAUAAAUGUUAUAACUAAUUAAUGCAUCUAUUAAAAUAUAACGUUGAUGAUUGA
Molecule: messenger RNA, 652 nt
Organism: Paramecium sonneborni
Lineage: Eukaryota; Ciliophora; Oligohymenophorea; Peniculida; Parameciidae
Source: the annotation of a GenBank genome assembly